AUGGCUACUAGUAAUUCGGUUAUUCAAAAACCAUUAUCAUUCGAACAAAUUUUCGAUAUAGUCAAACAAAAUGAAAAACCACGUUUUGACGAAGUUUAUCGUACAUUAUUAGUUAAACCAGAAGAUUUCACAAAGAUACCAGAUAAUGAAAGCUAUUCAAUUCUUCAUUAUCUUGUUAUAAAUGGCGACUUGGAUUUAUUCAAUAGAAUUAUUGCCAUACCAAAUAUACAUUUUAUGCUUUUAACACAAACUGCAACAAAACCAAGAAAAGAUGCUCUUCAAUUAGCAACUGACAAUCAAACAAAAUCUAGUGAUCAUAAAAAAUUAUAUGAAACAAUAGAUCGGCUUGUUACAUUGGAUAAAUUUGUUGGACAUGGAAAACAUAAACAAAUACAGGACUGUAGAAACAUGCUUCUUCAAGAUCCCGAUUUAAUUAAUCUAAAACCACCAUAUAGAAAAUUCUAUUUAAUUCAUCAUUUAGCUUACGAAAAUAGUAGAGAUGCGUUUGAUCAACUUAGAAAAUUAGGUGAAAUGGAAAUGACAUUAUUGACUAACGAUCAACAAACAGCAUCUGAAGUUGCACUCGAACAAAAACAUAAAGAAUUUGCGGCUUAUUUGGAAUCUCUAUCGCCUGAAAUGCGUAAUAUACGUGAACAACACGAACAAGAAAACCUCAAACGAGAUGCAGAGAGAAAAAAGCAAAGUGAAGUAAAACUCAAACAAGAUGAAAAAAUUGAAGAACAAAUAAGGAAGACGGAUGGAAAUAAUAUGCUAGCUUGUUUUACAUGUCCAUUAACAAAAGACAUUUUUCAAGAUCCUGUUGUUCUAUCGGACGGCUUUACUUAUGAACGAGCAGCUAUACAACAGUGGCUCGAUACAGGUCAUACUCGUUCACCAAUGACAAAUAUUGAAUUAACGAAUGUUGCUCUUGAGAGUUUAUUCAAAAAUGAACGUCGAAUAUUCGCAUGA
This is a messenger RNA of Rotaria socialis, 969 nucleotides long. NCBI's taxonomy places the organism in Eukaryota, Metazoa, Rotifera, Eurotatoria, Philodinida, Philodinidae. The record is from the annotation of a GenBank genome assembly.